CCCGUGCCGCUGCCGGCCCGAAGGAGCGCGGCGCAGGCGCCCUCCCCUCGCCCGGCGCCAUUGCGGCUGCUGGCGGCGAGGCCCGGCCCGGCCCGGCCAUGGCCACCGACUCGUGGGCCCUGGCCGUAGACGAGCAGGAGGCGGCGGCGGAGUCGCUCAGCAGUUUGCACCUGAAGGAGGACAAAGCCAAGCCGGAUUCCAACGGUGCCGUCGUCAAGACGGACGACAACGUCGAGAAGACAGAGGAUGAGGAGAAAGAGGACAGAGCUACCCAGUCCUUGCUCAACAAGCUGAUCCGCAGCAACCUGGUGGACACCACCAACCAGGUGGAGGUGCUGCAGAGGGACCCCACCUCGCCGCUCUACUCCGUCAAGUCUUUCGAGGAACUGCGCCUGAAACCGCAGCUCCUGCAAGGAGUUUAUGCCAUGGGCUUCAACAGACCAUCAAAAAUACAAGAGAACGCCCUGCCCAUGAUGCUUGCCGAACCCCCGCAGAACUUGAUCGCGCAGUCUCAGUCUGGUACUGGCAAGACGGCUGCCUUCGUCCUCGCCAUGCUCAGCCGCGUCGAACCCGGGAACAAGUACCCACAGUGUUUGUGCCUUUCCCCAACAUACGAGCUGGCACUUCAAACGGGAAAAGUGAUCGAACAGAUGGGGAAGUUCUACCCAGAGCUGAAGCUCGCGUAUGCUGUGCGAGGCAACAAAUUGGAGAGAGGUCAGAAGAUCUCUGAGCAGAUUGUAAUCGGCACGCCUGGCACUGUGCUGGACUGGUGCUCCAAGCUGAAAUUCAUAGACCCCAAGAAAAUCAAGGUGUUCGUCUUAGACGAGGCUGAUGUGAUGAUAGCAACCCAGGGCCAUCAGGAUCAGAGCAUUCGCAUUCAGAGGAUGCUCCCCAGGGACUGCCAGAUGCUUCUGUUUUCAGCCACAUUUGAGGAUUCUGUGUGGAAGUUUGCUCAAAAAGUUGUUCCUGACCCAAACAUUAUCAAGCUGAAGCGAGAAGAGGAGACGCUGGACACUAUUAAGCAGUAUUAUGUUCUGUGCAAUAACAGAGAUGAGAAGUUCCAGGCUCUCUGUAAUGUCUAUGGCGCUAUCACCAUUGCCCAGGCCAUGAUCUUCUGCCACACUCGGAAGACGGCUGGCUGGCUGGCGGCAGAGCUCUCGAAGGAAGGCCACCAGGUGGCAUUGCUCAGUGGGGAAAUGAUGGUGGAGCAGCGAGCUGCCGUCAUAGAGCGCUUCCGAGAGGGCAAAGAGAAGGUGCUGGUGACCACGAACGUCUGUGCCAGAGGGAUCGAUGUAGAGCAGGUCUCUGUUGUUAUCAAUUUUGACCUUCCUGUGGAUAAAGAUGGAAAUCCUGAUAACGAGACUUACCUGCACCGGAUUGGGCGCACAGGUCGCUUUGGCAAGCGAGGUCUGGCUAUCAACAUGGUGGACAGCAAGCACAGCAUGAAUAUUCUCAACAGAAUCCAGGAACACUUCAACAAAAAGAUAAACAAAUUGGACACUGACGACUUGGAUGAAAUCGAGAAGAUAACUAACUGAAGUACAGCUGCUGGAACUGGUGUGUACCCUGCUGUGGAAGCUCUCCCACUACAAUUGGAUCAGCGUUCAGAUUGGCAUGCCUCUCAGCUAGUCCCGAAAAGGACUCCUAAGAUAUGAGUACACAAAAAUUACCUCAUUUUAAAAAUUACAGUUGGACUUCAAAAUGUGCAACUGUGGGGAGGAAAUGUUUACAGAAGCUUUUAACAUUUCUUAGUCUAGCCUUAAAAUGGAAAGAUCUUUUGAAUUCUAAGAAAUAGACUUGCCAAAAAUAGGCGAUAUGUAAUUAUCCAAAACUAAUCUGGGAAAGAAAAAAGCUUUAUUGCUUAUAAUUGGAGUAAAAUUCAGCCUAAAUGUGAUCAGUUAAAAUUCAACAGCCAAAUAUAUAAUGGACAUGGGUUAAGGAAAAAAAAAAAAAAAGAAAAACCAGACCAAGACAGCUGUUUUUUGGCUAGAAACUCGACCUGUACAAAAUAGGAUGUCAUUCUCUUUGGCAUUCCUCUGAGCUCUUAAGACUCAUUUCUGGCUUCCUGAUGGAUUUGCCCAGCUUUUUGUUAAGUAAAUUGUCCAAAGGAUGUCUCCAGUAGGUCAGACUCUCUAACACAGGUGCCGUGUUGCUUUCGCUGGGCGGUAUUUUGUUUUACUUUGUCCUGGACUUGUUAGAAUGGCCACUAUACGUAAAGCGGUGCAGUGGUGGCAGUGCUGAAGUAAGUACUCUAGAAGUUCAUCUGAAGCGUUUAACCUUGCCAAACUAUAGGUGGGUAGACGGGGAGGGAGGGACAGUGUGAAGGGAACUGUACUAAUUGACUUUCUGAAUAAAUUCACCUCCGUAAAAUUAUAGUGUCCGCUGGAGUGGGGGUUAGUCGCCUUCGGGCAGGUAGUGCCGGUUCUGAGAUGCUGGGUGAAUCAUGUACACGACUGCUGGACUUCGCUGACCAGUAACAGAAAUAUUUGUCUGGCUUAAAAAAAAAUAAAAAGAAAAUCGUAAUAGCGUGUAUUGACCAAAAAAAAAAAAAAAUACCUUUAGAACACCAAAUUUACAUUUACAGGAUGUUUCAGUAUCAGAGUUUUGAGUUAAAUUGCUCAGCCAAAUUUCAGAGGGGAAGCGCCUCCGCUUUCGUUGUGCUCGUAGCGCAGACCGGCAGGUCAUCAGUCUCUUGCCCUAAGGUGAUCCUCACCAGAGAAGGAAUUCUUGGCGACUUCUGUGGUUUUUAGUUCGGUUGGGACCAUUUUAGCGUGCACAGCUGACAGCCUGCGGGUUGCUGCCCCAGCCUGGUUUCCAGGAGAAGGAGGCUCCUGACCUAGAACUUAGUGGUGCACAGCUCUUGGGGGAAAAUGGGACAUGCGUGAGCAGCCAUCGGCCUGCUACUCAGUGCCGGAAUCACUUCAAAACAAAUGUACAAAUUGUAAAUUUAACUAGGAAUUUACUUUGCAAUUUUGGCCAUCAUAUUCUGUUCAAAGACAGGAACAUGGAUCCUUUUACCAAGUAAAAAAAGGCUCGUUUAAAAUGUACCUAAAAUUUUAGGAAAUUGUGCACCCUUUUAUCAAUUUGUAUAAAGGCUUUAGUGGGGAAAAAAAAAAAACUGUUAAAAUUAAACUUUUUGUAUUCUGGGGUGUAUCUAUUUUUAUUCUGUUGGAAACCUAUUUAAAGUGGCAGGUGAGUGAGUGCUUGCGUGCAGAGUGGAAGACGUUUCAAUCACCUACUUUAAUAGUACAGCUGAAUGACCUCGCGACAGCAGUGCAUCGGGUUGAAUUGUCACGGAAGCUGCUGCUGGUCCUGUGUGCUGUUUCUAAUGUACUUUUAAUUGGAAUAAAGAACACGUACCGA
Messenger RNA from Cygnus atratus (black swan), 3363 nucleotides. RefSeq names its product ATP-dependent RNA helicase DDX19B. NCBI's taxonomy places the organism in Eukaryota, Metazoa, Chordata, Aves, Anseriformes, Anatidae. Gene Ontology annotation, biological process: poly(A)+ mRNA export from nucleus. The record is from RefSeq and is a predicted model, not a curated record. Bases 99 to 1538 code for a protein of 479 amino acids. Gene Ontology annotation, molecular function: RNA helicase activity; ATP binding; RNA binding. The transcript is spliced from 12 exons. Gene Ontology annotation, cellular component: cytoplasmic stress granule; nucleus.